This is a messenger RNA of Cuculus canorus (common cuckoo), 1826 nucleotides long. It is a transcript of the gene PHYHD1, whose product is annotated as phytanoyl-CoA dioxygenase domain containing 1. The record is from RefSeq and is a predicted model, not a curated record. Bases 299 to 1174 code for a protein of 291 amino acids. The transcript has 12 exons. NCBI's taxonomy places the organism in Eukaryota, Metazoa, Chordata, Aves, Cuculiformes, Cuculidae.
CCACCGCUGGGCUGCCAUCUCUUCAUCACUUCUGCCUUUUAGACCUGGUUUCUGCAUUUUUAUCUCUCCGAUUUCAGCUGCAGCUUUGGGGUCACUUAUUCACAGGAACAAAUGGCCAGAAAUGAGGACAAAAUUCCCUGAGAAGCAGCCUCGCUGGCUGCACCCCAGUCCAGCUGCCUGGUGCUUGCUGUUAUCGCGUGCUGGGAAAAGGAUCACGUGAAGAGGCGGAGAGUCAAUCCCGCAAAGCCUGAGCUGUAUCGUGGUGUUGCUGGUGGGAUCCUGGGAGCUUUCACCUCUGAUGGCGUUUGUAACUCAGGAUCAGAUCCAACAGUUCUGCAAGGAUGGUUUCCUUGUCCUCGAGCACUUUUUCACCACUGAGGAGUGUGAUAGCAUGAGGAACCAGAUUCAGAGAAUCGUAGCGGAAAUGGAAGUGCCACCACACUGCCGCACCGAGUUCUCCACCAGAGAAGAGGAGCAGCUCCAGGCACAGGGUAGCUCAGAUUAUUUCCUAACCAGUGGAGACAAGAUUAGAUUCUUCUUUGAGAAAGGUGUUUUGGAUAAGAAAGGUAACUUUCUAAUUCCCAAAGAGAAGUCCAUCAGCAAGAUCGGUCACGCUUUACACGCUUAUGAUCCUGUCUUCAAGCGAAUCACCCACUCCUCCAAGGUGCAGGAAUUGGGAAGAAAACUGGGCCUUGAGAGACCAGUAGUCGUGCAAAGCAUGUAUAUCUUCAAGCAACCUGGCAUUGGUGGUGAAGUGACACCACACCAGGAUGCCACCUUCCUGCACACGGAGCCUCUGGGCAGAAUCCUGGGGUUCUGGAUCGCCUUGGAGGACGCCACGCGGGAGAACGGCUGCUUGUGGUUCAUUCCUGGCUCUCACACCAAUGGAAUUACCCGGAGAAUGGUUCGUGCAGCUUCAGGUGCCUCGACAUGUGUCGAGUUUGUAGGGUCAGAGCCAACCUACGAUGACAGCCAGUUCAUACCUCUGCCUAUAAGUAAAGGUGGGCUCAUUCUCAUCCACGGGGAAGUCGUCCAUAAGAGUGAACUGAACAGCUCGGAGUCAUCUCGGCACGCAUUCACCUUCCAUGUGAUGGAAGCCAAAGACACCAGCUGGAGCAAAGAGAACUGGCUUCAGCCAACUCCCGAACUGCCUUUUCCAUCGCUCUACACUUGAAGUUAGUGAUUGGCUUCUGGAGUCGAUAGCUGAUCAGUAUUCCUUUCUGAUUGUUUGUGUUCCCUUUAAAUACAACCUUCACUACAUCAGCGCUCACGAUUAAUUAAUCCUCUUCUCAGAAUGAGGACCCUUGACACGUUUGAACCCCCAUUAGACAGAAACUUCUUCUACAGCAUGUGCCCUACCAGUAUGAGAACAGUCAUCCAGUCCUUUUGGUAAAGAAACAUCUUCAGUCUUGGGAAUAGACCAUUAAAGGCCAUUGCACCUUGACCGGGACCAGUUAAGAAGUAAUUCUUCUUGCAGCUACUCUCUAUUUUCUUCUGUUUAAGUCUAAUGCAUUUCUUGGCUGUGUCGAUCCUAGGAAUGCAGAUGAACGUGUCGUGUGAAGGUGACUGACUCUUACUCUUGCGUUUCUGUCCUGCUGUUUGAAUAAUAGUGAUUAGGAAUAAUGCUGUUGUGGGCAAAAUGAAGUAGGAAGUCUAUUUUUAGAAUCAAUCUUCUAAGUAUUUCUAGCAGACUGCAGCUGAGUGUUUGAUCUCCGAGUGUGUUGAUUACAAAUAUUACAGUUCUUACAGAUUCGUGUUGGAAUUAUGGAAACAAAAAUCCCCGAUCAAACUCCUAACGUUUAAAUAAAAUAAAAAUUUAAAGUCUC